This is a messenger RNA of Ipomoea triloba (trilobed morning glory), 1107 nucleotides long. RefSeq names its product protein PHR1-LIKE 3-like. The record is from RefSeq and is a predicted model, not a curated record. NCBI's taxonomy places the organism in Eukaryota, Viridiplantae, Streptophyta, Magnoliopsida, Solanales, Convolvulaceae. Gene Ontology annotation, molecular function: DNA-binding transcription factor activity; DNA binding. The transcript is spliced from 6 exons. Bases 1 to 963 code for a protein of 320 amino acids.
AUGUUUCCAAGAUUGGUUCAACCCAGAGAAACCAUUGGCUUAACUCAGGAAGAUCUUCACCUUCAGGGCAGUAAUGGCAACGCUCAGACCCAUAGGGUCUCCGCCGCCGGCGACCCUUGUCUCGUCCUCACAUCCGAUCCAAGGCCGCGCCUCCGUUGGACCGCUGACCUUCACGAGCGUUUUGUUGACGCCGUUACUCAGCUCGGCGGUCCCAGUAAAGCUACUCCAAAGGCCAUCAUGCGCACAAUGGGUGUAAAGGGGCUUACGCUCUUCCACCUGAAGAGUCACCUCCAGAAAUACAGACUAGGUAAGCAAUCUCAGAAAGAUUUUGGUGAGGCUUCCAAUGAUGGGCUUUCAGCUGCGUACUCCUUAGAAAGCCCUUGCUCCAACAAUGUUCCUCAAAACCUUCCUGCUCCUGACAUAAAUGAGGGUUAUGAAGUCAAGGAGGCAUUGAGAGUUCAAAUGGAAGUCCAAAGUAAAUUGCAUCUACAAGUUGAAGCAGAAAAGCACUUGCAAAUUCGCCAGGAUGCUGAACGAAGGUACCUGGCCAUGCUCGAGGCAGCCUGCAAAAUUCUUGCUGAUCAGAUUAUAGGAGACGUUGUACCAGACACUGAGGGAGAAAAUUUCCAGGGAUUAGGAAUAAAGACUGCACUUAACCAACCUGUAUAUCCUUCUGAUCCUGCCAAUAUACAUACUGGCCCGGGAAGUGAAGAAGCAUCCCCCAGAAUUAAUACGCAAUGCAAUGAUGGUUCCACUGAAAGCUGCCUGACUUCGCAUGGGAGUCCUGCUGGGCUGCCUCUGGAUUCCUCAUCUCCCGGAGGAAAGAAACGAAUUUUAAGCAUGGAUUCAGCUGCCGCUUCAUUUGUUUGGAGGGAAGCGGAUACGAGAACACCUGGCGUGCAUGUGGUGCACAUGAAUUCUCUUGGGAUUAACAAGUGUAAUGAACAAAAGCUUUCUAAUUGACUUGUGCUACAAGGAGAGAAACACAUCUAAUUGUUUCAUCAUUUGACUAUGUUUAGAAGUGUUUGUAGCCCCUAUGUUGAUGUAAUUCAGCAAGCUGUAAAGAAAAGCUGCUUUUAAUGAAUUGUGCCUGCUUCCUUUUGUCUA